This is a messenger RNA of Salvia miltiorrhiza (redroot sage), 850 nucleotides long. RefSeq names its product transcription factor MYB10-like. The coding region runs from base 132 to 782 and encodes 216 amino acids. The transcript has 3 exons. The record is from RefSeq and is a predicted model, not a curated record. NCBI's taxonomy places the organism in Eukaryota, Viridiplantae, Streptophyta, Magnoliopsida, Lamiales, Lamiaceae.
GUCUUUUGUUCCUUAAGUUCACAUUCAUGUGUCUGUGUUCCUGCUUUCGUGUACACAGCAUAUAUAGAGUAAGAGAGUGAGAUGCAUUAUACUGUUUCAUCUGGGAUUUGGGAUAGCUAGAAAGGGAAACAAUGAGAAAACCCAGUGUUGACAAGAAUGGAGUGAAGAAAGGAGCGUGGAGUGAAGAAGAAGACAACAAGCUAAGAUCUUACAUUCUCAGAUAUGGCCACUGGAACUGGAGAUUGCUGCCCAAGUUUGCUGGUCUAGCUAGAUGUGGCAAGAGUUGCAGACUGCGAUGGGUAAACUAUCUUAAACCUGGUCUAAAACGAGGGGGUUUCACCAUCGAAGAAGAAAAUCUGAUCGCUAAACUACACGAUGAGCUUGGCAACAAGUGGUCAGCCAUGGCGGCAAUAAUUCCGGGAAGAACUGACAAUGAAAUAAAGAACUUCUGGCACACACAUCUGAAGAAACGCAGCAAAAAGGUUCCAGCAGCUCCGGCAUCUCCAUCUCCAUCUCCAUCUGAAAGCAAAGGUUGUGAGAAGGUGAUUCUGGAAUCAUCGCGCGGUGUGGUGUGGGAUUCAGAAGAGAGUGGUGGUGAAGCAGAAAAGGGCGAGAGCCCAAUACAGGUGGAAUUCAAUGAGAGGGGGAGUGGUACUCGUUUGUUGGAUGGAUUUCUCGACAGUUUUUGGACUCACCCAUUUCUGGUCGACACUUCUUACACUCAUCAUCACAGCUUUUCGGCAUUCAUGGACCAAGAAGAUGCAAUUUACCUUUUCACAUAGUUUUAAUUGUAUAAUAUCAAUAUAUAUGUCGACGAUGAUAUUUCAAGAUUAUUUUUGUGCUAUACUAA